AUGUCUCUCCCGGACUUGCCAGGAGUGGAUAUACUGAGGUUCGCGGAGAAUGGGGAGGUGCCAUGGCAGCGCGACAACGACUGCGGUUCAGACGGUCGAGGGAGUUAUUCAAUUGUGUUUCGAGCAUUGAAAGGGAAUGAGACGUUCGCCGUAAAAGAUAUACGCCAAACAGAAAGGGCGGAGCAAGGGCCUCACUUAUCCCCGAUCGAAGUCUCGAAGUCUGAGAUUAGGUUGCUCAAAGUCUGUGACCACCCAAACGUGCUCACCUAUGUAGCGGCCUAUACGAAUGACAAGAUCCCAGACCACAUUUACAUCGUGACCCAGCCUUGGGCUGACAUGAACCUGGCUGACUUUGUGGGAAUUGAAAUCCGGGGGAAGUGGCCAGAUUGCAAAUGGUGGACCUCGAAGACUCCAUUUGAUCGAUGCUGUCUUUUGUUUAAGGGUCUUCUCGACGGCUUAUCAUACCUUCAUUCACAUGCCAUAUUCCACAAGGACAUCAAGCCUGAGAACAUCUUGCUCCUUGGAGAUCGACCAAUCCUUGCUGAUUUCGGAGUCAGUAAGCUGUACCGACCAAAUGGGGGAACAAGAUACACCAAUUCCACGCCUGAGUAUCUCUCACCUGAACAAAUAGCUCAUGAAUCGAGUACGCCCCAGGCUGAUGUGUUCGCCAUGGGUUGCUGCUUUCUCCAUCUACUGUCUAUCGCGGAUAGCAAUUCUCAAUGGCACAAAGAAAGCCAGGCUGUCUUCUACCGGGAGGACACCAAUUGGCAGUACGGAAACCUCACCAUGGUUGGUCGAUUACUGGAGCUACUUCAACGACAGAUGAAGUCACAAUCGUGGCCACUGCGCCUCUUGGGGUGUUUGACGCGUGAAAUGCUCCUUGAGGAUCCUGGGCAAAGGCUGACUUCGACUGAGCUACUAGCUUUGUUACAGACAAUACAUACCGACAGUCUGGAUCGCUCCCUGCCUAUCCUUCUGCAAUCUCAAACACUGAUACUGGAAGAUGCGGUAUCUGCCCAUGACUUUCAAGAACCAAAGAUCUCCAUGCUCGUGGCUUUGACCAAUCGCAACCAACGACAAAGGUUGGAUGAUCCGCAAUUACUUCCAACUUCAAAGGAGCGCAUAGAGCUAAAGGUCUCUGUGGACACUGGUUCUUCAUUCAACAUCAUCUCCAGCGCGACUGUAGAGCGCCUGAUAGCGGGAGGCCUCUUGGAGGGGACUGACGCGGCCGACAUUACACUUUUUAGUGUUGGUGGCACGAUUCACGUCACGCGAUCUAUAUGGAUUGCUGUCGAGCAGCUUGAUUCGAGGCUGAUACGGUCUAAGUUCCUGGUGCUUGACAAUGCGAAUGCUUACUUUCAAAUCAUGUUUGGGGUGGCCUUCCUCAAGCAAUUGCCACCCCAGACCCGUUCCGAUAUGUUUAACCACCUCACCAGGUUAGAUUAUCAAUCCCCCGCACCAAUGUUGUCCCUCCCAGCCGUGAUCUUUUCAGCGACUGGGUACCAGCAUUUGGUGCUUAGGCUUCUAUACGAGAAUUAA
Molecule: messenger RNA, 1539 nt
Organism: Exophiala bonariae
Lineage: Eukaryota; Fungi; Ascomycota; Eurotiomycetes; Chaetothyriales; Herpotrichiellaceae
Exons: 1
Coding region: 1-1539 (512 amino acids)
Biological process (GO): protein phosphorylation; chromosome segregation
Cellular component (GO): nucleus; cytoplasm; mitotic spindle pole body
Molecular function (GO): protein serine/threonine kinase activity; ATP binding
Source: RefSeq, a predicted model, not a curated record